AUGUUCGCUGACGCAAUUCAGCCCUCGAUUUCAGGAGAAUAUAAUAAUAUGUGUAAUAAAAGAUUACUUUACCACCAUCCUUGCUCGUCGGCAGGAGCUCCGUUGCCCUCAUAUGGUCAUCGACAGUAUCCGGCGAUCUGGUCACCUAAUGCCGAAAUAAAAGACCGAUCACUUAUAUGCAGGGAGCGCUUGCGACUGCAUGACUUGGGCGAAGCGCCCGGAACAGGGUACAUGUUGCAUUGCAUGGCUAGAAGGCCCAGCCAAGCGCCCACACCGAUAAAUUGUUACUGCAUCGAUACCAUACCACCCAACAGUGAACGAAAAAGGAAGAUGGAGAUUUUCUUCAAGGCAAAUGCCGGCGCCAUGCCUCGGCCUACGCUGCAUGAAAUUCGUCUAUUAAACGCCUCAAAGAAGAAAAGACAAUGUCUGUGUGUAGGCGUUGUGAAAUUAAGAAUCAAGAACUUGGAAAAGCGCAAGAGUUCGGUCCCGAGAACGCCGAAGCGGGCAAUGAGACGGAUGAGCGAGAGUGAGAGAGGAACGGAUCCCCUGUCGGAAAAGGCCGAUAAGAUUUCUCCAAACGAACGCCAAACGACCGAGCCCAUCUCGCUGAAGCAGCUUCUUUUUCACCUUUACCUUUCUUCGCAAGGCUAG
Messenger RNA from Nannizzia gypsea CBS 118893, 651 nucleotides. RefSeq lists its product as hypothetical. Lineage: Eukaryota; Fungi; Ascomycota; Eurotiomycetes; Onygenales; Arthrodermataceae. The coding region runs from base 1 to 651 and encodes 216 amino acids. The record is from RefSeq and is a predicted model, not a curated record. The transcript has a single exon.